Schistocerca nitens (vagrant locust) is the source of this 1673-nucleotide messenger RNA. RefSeq lists its product as uncharacterized. The coding region runs from base 130 to 1632 and encodes 500 amino acids. Lineage: Eukaryota; Metazoa; Arthropoda; Insecta; Orthoptera; Acrididae. The transcript has 13 exons. The record is from RefSeq and is a predicted model, not a curated record.
UCUUUUCGUGGCGGACAAUCGCGUGCCAUACGUUUGAAUGUUUCGUCAAGUCCUACCUAUCGCCAGCACUUCAACACUUUCUUGCCAGUUUCGUUAGACAAGAGUGGAUCUCUCAGCUUAAGGGCAACGAUGCUAACAGUCUGGUUUCGAAUGAUGGUGUCUACUGCAACAUUCUUACUUAUGAUGGCAGCAGAAGCCCUUUCAAGUCCACAUGGUUUAGCUCAUCCUGGUUGUGAAGAAGACCAUGAAUGCUCAGAAAAUAUGUUCUGCUAUAAAAUGAGAAGUUGUGUUGAUUGUUAUAACUGUGCAUUAUACUACAGGAAACCAAAUGCAAAGAAGAUAUGUGCAAGGGAACCUAGUGAAUGUGGAGAGUGCGUUGAUGGCUAUGAAGCAGAGAUUCUAACAAAUGGCAAUGAGAGGGAUUACUGCAGGAUUAUGGAAAAGCCUGCUCCUGAACUGAUACCUGGUACUGCACCAUCAGUGAAUUAUACAACAAUGCUUAUCAUAGGUGGUGUUAUUGUUACAAUUGUGGUGGUAGUUGCUGGUUAUCUCAUACAUAGAUGGAGGAAAAUGAGGUACAGAGAUGCUGAUCAAGCAGUUCAAAACAUGCAAGAAACACUCAAUGCUGGGUCUGGAAAUGGCAUGUCACCACUGUUGGGAAAUACAAAUGGACGGAAGCCUUCUCUUGGAGAGCAGAUACCAUGCAACAGACCAUCUGCACCACCACAACCUCCUCCAUAUGAAAACACUCUGCCACCUCUUCGAGAUGAGGCUACAUUUGUUGUGGAACGAACUGUUAAAUGUAAAGAGGCCGUGUGCUUCAGAGAACCCGGUUUACAAAUAUCAAGUUUCCCUGACGAGGGACAAGAUGACCAAUCCACAGAUGGCUCUGAUACUGAUGCUAUUUUUCAUCCUGAUAUUAAUAUUGAGAGUGGGUAUCCAUCAGCAUUUCAUGAUGAUGACACUUUACCAGCGUCAGCAGAUGGAACUGACGAGAUAGUUGAACAGUCGGAGACCAAUUUGCCACCAAAUGCAGAGGCUCCGUCCUUCCUUGGAGUUUUGAUGAAUGUUGGAGUUAACAACAGUGGUGGUAGUGAAGCAUGUGAUCUGAAUGAUUCAGGGCUGUCACAAGCUUCAAGCAAUGUUUCAGUUAGUUCCUUAUCAGCUGAAGAAGAAGAAGAAGAGCUAAAAUUUGAUACUCCUAAUAGAUCUGAAACACACCAUGCAGAUGGCUGUAGACAAGAACACCAUACUCUGAAGAGGAGUGGGUGGCAACGAGAAGAAAGAACAUCAGAUGCAGCAGAUGUCACCUUGAAUGGUGCAUUGCUCCGCAUUGCAGUUCCUAACAGUGACACUGAAGCACAACAAGCGGGUGACUCAAGUGUAUCACAGGCUUCAAGUAGUGCAUCACUUAGUUCAAAUACUGCUGUUCCACAUAGUUUCUCUGAUGGACCUCUAGUCAAGAGGCGAAAAUUUGACUCGGGGAAUUCAAGUACAGCUGAAGAUCUUCAGGAAGAUGAAGAGACAUGCAGAUCACAGGAGAGUCCCAGAAUUAAUGUUCAUGCAAUCACAGUUUUGAAUGUACAAAAUGUGGUAAAUUAUAAUAUUCAAAAUACUUCUAAUACUCCUUGAAGUAGAAAACUUCUAAUAAAUCAUUUGUGAUAUUUUUUGUA